Molecule: messenger RNA, 1371 nt
Organism: Elephantulus edwardii (Cape elephant shrew)
Lineage: Eukaryota; Metazoa; Chordata; Mammalia; Macroscelidea; Macroscelididae
Gene: COLQ
Product: collagen-like tail subunit (single strand of homotrimer) of asymmetric acetylcholinesterase
Exons: 17
Coding region: 1-1371 (456 amino acids)
Molecular function (GO): heparin binding
Source: RefSeq, a predicted model, not a curated record
AUGGUCGCGCUCAAUCCGGUGACCCUGGGAAUUUAUCUCCAGCUUUUCUUCCGCUUCAUCGUGUCUCAGCGGACAGUCAUCAACAGCGUGGUCCCCAUCCCAGCAGCCCUGCCCGGCCUGGAGCAGAGGAAGCGGGGUGCCCACCGAGCCUGCUGCCGGCUGAUGCCGCCGCCGCCCCCACUCUUCCUGCCUCCCUCCUUCAGAGGCCGCAGCCAGCUUCUGUCUCCAGAUGUGAAGAAUCUUAUCCUGGAACUCGAGACCACGCCGCCCCCAUGUGAGCAAGGACCCCUCGGCUCGCCAGGGCCCCCGGGCCCCCAGGGUCCACCGGGCCUUCCUGGCAAGACAGGACCAAAGGGAGAAAAGGGGGAGAUUGGCCGGCCAGGACGGAAGGGCAGACCUGGUGCCCCAGGUGUUCCAGGCAUGCCGGGGCCUGUCGGCUGGCCAGGCCCUGAAGGACCCAGGGGUGAAAAAGGUGACCUGGGUGUGAUGGGCUUGCCGGGGUCCAGAGGUCCAGUGGGCUCCAAGGGCUACCCUGGAUCCAGAGGAGAGAAGGGAUCCAAAGGUGAAAGGGGCGACUUGGGUCCCAAAGGAGAAAAGGGCUUCCCAGGAUUUCCUGGAAUGCUGGGACAGAAAGGUGAAAUGGGUCCGAAGGGUGAGCCUGGGACAGCAGGACACCGAGGCCCCACGGGAAGACCAGGAAAACGAGGCAAGCAGGGCCAGAAAGGAGAGAGUGGAGUUAUGGGCCCGCCAGGCAAGCCUGGACCUUCUGGACAGCCUGGCCUUCCAGGUCCCCCAGGACCUCUGGGCCCCCCAGCUGCAGGACAACUUAUAAUGGGACCAAAAGGAGAACGAGGACUCCCUGGGCCUCCAGGACGAUGCCAGUGUGGACCUCCCACGAACGUGAAUAAUAACCCUUCCUACGGGGAGUCCAUAUUUGGGUCCCCACGCGUUCCUGUGAUCUUUGUGGUCAACGACCAGAAGGAGCUGGAGAGGCUGAACACCCAGAACGCCAUCGCCUUCCGCAGAGACCAGCGGGCACUCUACUUUAAGGACAGCCUUGGCUGGCUCCCCAUCCAGUUGACGCCUUUCUACCCCAUGGACUACGCUGUAGACAGUCAUGGCACCUGCGGGGAUGGGGUCCUGCAGCCUGGGGAGCAGUGUGAUGAUGGGAACAAUGACACAGGCGAUGACUGCAUCAGCUGUCACCGGGCCUACUGCGGAGAUGGCUUCCGGCACGUGGGCGUGGAGGACUGCGAUGGUGUUGACUUCGGCUACCUGACCUGUGAGACCUACCUCCCUGGGUCAUAUGGGGAUCUGCGAUGCACCCCUUACUGCUCCAUCGACUCCACGCCCUGCCGCUACUUCACGUGA